Molecule: messenger RNA, 863 nt
Organism: Anopheles arabiensis
Lineage: Eukaryota; Metazoa; Arthropoda; Insecta; Diptera; Culicidae
Product: antigen 5 like allergen Cul n 1-like
Exons: 3
Coding region: 1-777 (258 amino acids)
Source: RefSeq, a predicted model, not a curated record
AUGGCAAGUUUUUGGAUAUUCGUUGCGAUCGUGAGCUGUCUGGUCGGUGGGCUGCAGUCUCAAACCGACUACUGUGCCACUAGCUACUGUAAGAACAGUCUUAUCAACAUCGGAUGCAACCCCCCUGCCAGCCCGGGCGGUGCCGGUUGCGUGGGGCUUAGCCCCGUCGUCAUAACGCUCAACUCCACGAUACAGUCGUUGAUCCUGGCCGAGCACAACUCGCGCCGCUCGCAGCUGGCCCUGGGUCAGCUGGCACCGUUUCUGCCGGCAGUUCGCAUGCCCACCCUUAGCUGGGACACGGAACUUGCCAAGCAAGCGGGCAACAAUGCGCGCAACUGUACGUACAAGCACGAUAGCUGCCGCAAUACUGCCGUCUAUGCGUAUGCUGGUCAGAAUCUUGCGCUAACGCAGUUCUACGGCAUGACCAUGACGAUUGCGCAGCUGGUGACUAGUGGUAUCAGUUCCUGGUGGAGUGAGUACAACGUUACUACGCUCGAUCAAAUCAAGGGUUAUCCAUCGAAUUAUGUGGGAUCUCCAAUCGGACACUUUACGCAGAUGGCAAGUGAUCAGACCAGCAAGAUUGGAUGUGCCAUGCAGAAUUGGUUGAGCGGCACGUGGAAAACGUACUACUUUGUGUGCAACUACGCCGUCACAAACAUCGUCUCCCGUCCGGUCUACAAGACGGGAGCGGUCGGUUUAAACUGUACUACCGGGCGCAAUCCCACCUAUACCGGGCUGUGCUCUCCGUCAGAAAUUGUUAAACCAGUUCCGAACUAAAGUAUUACUGCUGUAAUAAGGUGUUAAAGCGAAAUAAAAUGUUUUGCAAAACGUUUUCAAUUUAUGAAAACCAAUGUUCAAUGAUA